Molecule: messenger RNA, 8399 nt
Organism: Monodelphis domestica (gray short-tailed opossum)
Lineage: Eukaryota; Metazoa; Chordata; Mammalia; Didelphimorphia; Didelphidae
Source: RefSeq, a predicted model, not a curated record
AGACGCGUUCGGCAAAGCCUCCCUGCAGCACUGCAUUGGCUUGUCGGUCCUGCAUGACAUCAGAGAGGAUGGGAGAGAGCCGACAGGGCGCAGGCGCUGGAAGUGGGGAGGGGAGAAGCUCCAGCCCCCGGCUCGUCGAGAUCACACCGCCUCAGCAUCCCCAUCCCUCCGCUCUGACCGUAGGCGCUCCAAAACCUCGCGCCCUCCCUUCCAGCUCUGCAGCCCGCACGGGCGGCAUCCUGAAUCGUCCUCCGCAUUCUCCUCCACCCCUUCCUUAGCAGCUACUACCUCCUCCUCCUUCUCCUCCUCCUUCCAAAACGCAGCCCGAGUCAGGGGACCAGGGGGAAGCUGCAGAGCCAGGAACGCUUGCAGCCAGCCCUUCCCCCUUCCAGAUCGUAGCCUCCCUCGCCUCCUCUUCAUCCUCCUCCUUCUCUUCUUCACAGUCCUCCCCUCUCACUCCUUCUCCUUCUUUGGCUCCUUCUCCUCUCCUUCCUUUUCUCGCUCCUGCUCCUUCUCCUCUCCCCACACCCCAGAGCCAACACCAUGUCCGCAGGAGGAGAUUUUGGGAACCCAUUGAGAAAAUUCAAACUGGUCUUCCUGGGGGAGCAAAGCGUUGGGAAGACAUCUUUGAUCACACGGUUCAUGUAUGACAGCUUCGACAAUACAUACCAGGCAACUAUCGGGAUUGACUUUUUAUCAAAAACUAUGUAUUUGGAGGACCGUACGGUCCGAUUGCAACUCUGGGACACCGCUGGCCAGGAGAGAUUCCGCAGCCUAAUCCCCAGUUACAUCCGGGACUCCACUGUGGCAGUGGUGGUAUACGACAUCACAAAUCUCAACUCCUUCCAACAGACCUCCAAGUGGAUUGAUGAUGUCAGGACAGAAAGAGGAAGUGAUGUCAUCAUCAUGCUGGUGGGCAACAAGACAGAUUUGGCAGAUAAGAGGCAGAUAACAAUUGAAGAAGGAGAACAGCGCGCCAAAGAACUUAGUGUCAUGUUUAUUGAAACCAGUGCCAAGACAGGAUACAACGUAAAGCAGCUAUUCCGGCGUGUUGCAUCAGCUCUCCCUGGAAUGGAGAAUGUUCAGGAGAAGAGCAAAGAAGGGAGUAUCCUUUUCCUGAAACCAGUGAGUUGGUAUGCUUGGAAAAUGAAAACUAAGAGGGAAAGGGGAGAAAGCGGAUACAUUGGAGGGAAAACUGCUAGCUUUGUCCUCCUGGGAAGGGACUGGGUUGGAGUCCUACACAUUCGAGAUUCUGCAUAUAUUAGGAAAAUCCCAUUUGGGCAAAGAUCUUGGUACAAUCCACUGCCCCAUGGCUCAGCAUGGUAAUAGUGCCCUACUAAUAUGAAUACCACACAUUCUGUACAAAGAAUUAUCCUGCACAACAAUUCAUUCUCUAAUUCCGGUUCUAUGGAAUAGUCACUCUGGAUGACCAAAGGACUAGAUUGUAUGUGAUUUGUGCUAUGAGCAAGAAGGUAGGGAGGUAUCUCCUCCAAUUCUAAUAUUAUAUGAAAAUAAUCUCCUUUUAUCUCUAAGAUCCUUACCUUCUGUCUUAGUAUCAAUUCCAAGUCAGAAAGAGCAGAGCAGUAAGGGCUAGGCAGAGGGGACUUACCCAGGGUCAUAAGCUAGAAAGUGUCUGAGACCACAUUUGACCCAGGUCCUAAUUCCAGGCUGACCCUCUAUCCAUUGUGCUAUCUAGCUACCCCUGAAAACUGUCUCUUUACCCUUUAAAUUACUUCAUCUGUUCCUCCUCCAGUGACCUCCAUUAUGUAGAUCUACGUAAGUUCCCAUGGGGCUCACCAAAAUAAAUCAGGGCAUACAAAUAGACAUAAAUGCCCAGAAACAUGGAGGACAUGAGUGGGGCGUGUUUGUGUAUCCAAUUUAACCCAGUCCCAUAAGCAUCAUUUCUCUCUUUCUCAUAAUAAAUUUAAAACUUCUUUUCAUUUGUUAAUUAGCUACAGAAGGUCUGAGAUUAGCUCUGACUUGCCUAUAACUCUUGUAGACUAGAAUGCAGUUUCUAGCAAUGUAUUCAUUAAAAUAAAAUCCCUUUGAGAACAAAACAAUCCAGACGUAUCUAGAAUGUGUUUCAGUAGGCUUUCUCUUCUAUCAAAUAACCCUGUAAAUUUCAGAUCAUAUUAUUCUAUGCAGAGGAAUGUAGAAUAGUGGACAGUGAAUUAGACCGAGUCAGAAUGACUUGGGUUCAAAUUCAGCCUCCAAUCCAUAUUGACUAUGUGACCCAGAGCAAGUCAUUUAACCUUCUAAGUACCCCCAAGAAAUUAUCUUUUUUUUUAAUCCUUACCUUCCGUCUUAGAAUCAAUAUUGUGUAUUGGUUCCAAGGCAGAAGAGUGGUAAGGGCUAGGCAAUGGGGGUCAAGUGACUUGCUCAGACAAGUGUCUGAGACCAAAUUUGAACCUAGGACCUCCCAUCUCUAGACCUGGCUCUCAUCCACUGAGCCACCCAGCUUCCUCCCCCCACCCCCAAGCAAUUAUCUUAAGAGUUAAGUGGUACAUAUGUCAAAUUGGUUACAAUCUCUGGGAGGGAGCAGGAAUGGGGGUGAGGAAGAGAAUUUGGAACUCAGAAUGUUAGAAAACAAAUGUUUAAAACAGUUUUUAUAAGUAAUAGGAAAAAAACUACCAAAAAUAUAACACAAAACAAAUGGAUGAGUAGUUGUUGUUGGUUCAUUAUUUGAAGAAGAAGAUUCUUUCACAGGGAGCCCUCAUCACUAAAGAAUCACAAGUCUGGACAAACAUUUAAAAAAAUAUAAUGGCUGGCAAUAUUGGUUUAUCAUAUAGGAACAAAUUUUAUCCCAAUCAUAUACCAGCAUCCUUGGAAACUUGGCCCCUUGUCAAUGACCCAUUGUGAACGCGAGCCUAGUAAGAGAUCCUGAGUAAGCUAUGUGGUUCUUGAAAAAUCUGACCACAGAGGAAGAAAGAGCAGAUGUUUUCUCUAAGAAAAGAAACUGAGGGAGUAGUUAGGUGGCUCAGUGGACAGAAUUCUAGGUCUGAAGACUUGGGUUUAAGACUUGGGACUCUGAAGACUUGGGAAGUCUUGGGUUCAAAUUUGGCCUUAGAUACUUCCUGGCUAUGUGACCCUGGGCAAGUCACUUAACCUCAGUUACCUUGACCUUUCCACUCUUCUGCCUUGAAACUGAUAUUUGUAUUGAUUCUAAGACAGAAGGUAAGAGUUUUUAAAGAAAAGAAAAGAAGUCCUUUAAUCCAUGCUUGGUAUCCCCUGCAAAGAGUUUGGUCACUAAGUAGAUCACAAAACAUUUACCAAAUUCUUGAUGGCCUUUGUCAAACCAUAAUACUCCGUGGAAAUGCAUAGUUAGUCAAAUAGAUGUAACAAGCCUUCCUUUGUACCUACUUCCCAGGGAUAAAUUGUUUCUCAGCCAAGCAGUAGAAUGCUAUUUCCAAGGUCGUAUCCAAGUCGAAGAAGAAUGGAAAGGAAGCAGGUGCAUGUUAUCAGGGACUCUUGCUCCCUUUUUAUUAACAUGGAAAAAUCAAAAUUAGCUCUCAUAUAAUAAUAAUAAAUCAUAGCUAACACUUAUUUGGCACUUUAAGUUUACAAAGCUCUUCAUAGACAUGAUUUCAUUUGGUCCUCCCAAUCAUCUUAUGAGGUAAGUGCUACUAUUAUCCCCAUUUUGCAGAGCAGCAAACUGAGGCUAAAUGGCUUACCCAGUGUCACACUGGGUAUGUGUAAGUGUAUGAAGCAGGAUUCAACCUAAGUUUCUUAAUACUAUAGUGGAUUCUUUAAGGGAAUAUAGAAACUAUUCCUCUAGUGGGCUUUGAAAAUUAUCAUCUGUCCAGAGAAUGGACUAGAUAGUGGUACUUCCAGCCUCAAAAUUAAAGGAUUCCAUAAGAGAACACACAGGAGAAAGAAGGGGGGGGGGGGAAGAAAAGCAGAUGAAUUCCUAAGAGGAUUAAGGAAUCAGAAUAAUAUUGGACCUGGAAAGGAUCCUAAGGACUAUUUAGGCUAAGAAUUCUUAUCCUAAGGUCUGUGGAGACAUUUUAUAGGACCCAUGAAUUUGGAUGAGGGAAAAUGACAUCUUUAUUUUUAUUAACCUUUUGAUUUCCUCUGUAAUCCUAGGUGUUUUAUUUUAUGCAUUAAAAAACAUUAUUCUCAGAAGGGAUCCAUAGGUUUCAAUAGAACACAAAUAAAGGUGAGGAACCCCUGAAUUCUGGAUUAACUUCAUAUUUUGUAAAUGAGAAAGAUGAAGUUCAGAGAGAGCAAAUGAUUUGCCCAAGGCCACACAGUUCAUUUGCGGCAGAAAUUAGACUAGUUUUCAAGUCUCCCAACCCCUCUUUCUGGUGGGACAUAUGAUCUUACUAAGAUUCCUAACCAGAAGCACUAUGGAACAUAAUUAUUGCUAACCUUUAUAUAUAGUUCUUUAUAGAAUUCCUUUUAUCCUCACAAUGACUAUUAAGGUAGGUAUUAUUCUUAUCUUCGAUUUGUAGAUGGGAGAAAUGAGGCUGGUAGAGGUAGGAGAACUGAAGCUGAGAGAAGUUUAGCAAUUCAGCAAUGCUGGUGCAUAUCUGAUGCAGGACUUGAACUCAGAUCUUCCCCAAAAGCUUAAUAAAGAGUGUCUCUUGCUGCAAGGAGCUCCUUCCUAUUUGCCUCUUGCUGGAGGAGUCACCCAAGGUGAGGAGUUUGUGUAUCAGAUGAGGCAUAGCAGAAUUAUCACAGCUUCUUCAGCCUGCCCUGGCAGAGAGUUUUUAUAUGUUGACUGUUCAGCAGCGGGGAUCAAUACCAUUAGCCCUGGGCUCUUUGAUCUCUACCCUAGACUCGAGCUUUUGUGUUUGAUGGGAGAGAAAGAGCUUCAGGGAAAGAGAACCUCCCGGGAGAAACUGCCAGCAACUGUCCUGUCUUAUCAGGACAGCAAAGAUGAUAAAAUGAACUAAAAGGAAUUCUGCAUUUUCCCUGGAGGGGAAAAGCCUCCAAUGGGAAACAAGAAAAGAGUCUUGUGAUCUUACCUCUGAUAUAUGCUACCUGUGAAACCUGGAACAGAUCAUUAAAUUUUCUGAGCCUUAGUUUCCUCAUCUGUAAAAGGAAAGGGUUGGACCAGUUGGCCUCUGAAGUCCCUUUCAGCCUUGGAUCUAUGACCUUAUGAUUCUGUGUUCAACCCCUUCUAGCCUAAAAUAUUGGACACCCCAAAAUCUCCCUAGGAAAAUCAGAGCCCAAUCUAUUAAAAAGUUGUUUCUCUGGGUGAUAAUAAUAGCUAAUAUUUAGAUAGCAUUUCAGAGUUUGAGAAUGAGACACAUUAUCUCCUUUUAUCUUUUAUACACCCUGAAGGGUAGGUGCUAUCAUUGUCUCAAUUUUAUAUAUGGAGAAACCGAAGCCCAAGGGGAUUUGCCUGGGGUCACACAAUGGCAUAUAGAAUGGGUAGACUGGCCAACCAAUGGAAGCCAUUUUGGAACAUAUGCAGAUAUCCUCCCACCUCUAAUAAAUAUCUGAAGCAAGAUUUCAACUGACACCUUCCUGAUUCCAAGCCUAGUACUCUAACCACUGUACCACCUACCCACCAUGACAUACCAUCUAAUGAUCCUAGUCUCUAACUUCUGCUUCCUAGAGCAGCCCUUGGGCACUCUCCAUGGUACUACUUCCCAACUCUGCUGAACUCUAUUGGGGUGAGAUGAAAAGUCAUAAGACAUAAGCUUGAAUCUUGGACCUAUGAUUUAUUUCCUUCUAUGCCUUUAGACAAGUUGCCUCACCUCUCUGAGCUAACUAAUAAAAUGUAGAGAUAAGUAUUGGUUAUCUUUAUGGCCACUUAAAAAAAAAACAAACAACAAACCUUAUCUUCCAUCUUAGAAUCAACAUUGCUAUUGGUUCCAAGGCAAAAGAGUGGUUGUGGCUGGGCAACAGGGGUUAAGUGACUUGCUCAGGGUCAUACAGCUAGGAAGUGUCUGAGGCCACAUUUAAACUCAGGACCUCCUGUAUCUAGGCUUGGCUCUUUCUGGCCACUUCUAGCUCUAAAUACUCUAAUUUUAUUUUCCCAUCUCCUCUAUUUCCCUUCUCUUUCCUGUGAAGUCUCUGGCAUGAGGAAUCACUGUCAAUGGCAUAUAGCAUGGAUGAACUGGCUAAUAGAAGCCAUUUUGGAACAUAUGCAGAUUCCUUCCCACCCCAAUAGACCAGUCUACCCAUUCUACAGAUAGCCAAUGGCUAAGAAAGCUCAGAAAGGAGAUACUGAAGAAAAAAUACUUGAGAAGAGGAGUGAUAUUUCUAUUUGGCAGCUGCCUGAGGCACAGUGAAAUAAUACUUGGUGUAUCAUAGUCAAAAUGCAGCAAAGGGAGUAAUAGUCAAUGCUUAGUAUUGAGAGGUGGCAUUAUACAGUGGAUAGAGGGUUGACUGGGAAAUAGGAAAGAUCUGGGAUCUCUGACACAUAAGGCUGUGUGAACACAGGCAAGUUGCUUAAGUUUUCAAUAGGGAUAUGCUAGAAAAUGUUUAACAAGUAGCUCUUCAGGGGGAAAAUUUAUUAUGCUUAAUUGGCAUUUUUUAUGAUGUUUUCACCAUCACUUUCUUAAUCUAUGAAACAGAUCAACAAGGAGUAUAUCAAGCCCUGAUUUGUAGCUUUUGCCAAUUUCUGAGAUGGAAAUGCUGUUAAACCUUAACAACUGGAUCUUCCAAAUGUUAGAUCUGACUCUAGCAUUUCCUUGGCCCUAAAUAAGUCUUCAAAAUAAGAGUUUUGUUUUUUAAAAACUUACUGGACCAGCUAUUUAGCACAAUAGAUAGAGCACCCAGCCUGGAGUCAGGAGGACCUGGCUUCAAAUCUGUCUUCAGACACUUCCUAAUUUUGUGACCAUAAGCAAGUAACAACCAUAAUUGCCUAUCCCUUGCUUCUCUUCUAUCUUAGAGUUGAUACAGAGACAGAAGGUAAGGAUUAUACAAUAAAAUAAAACUGCAGUAAUAUCUUUUGGUUUUGUAUCACCUUAUUUUUGCCUUCUUCUAUCUGAGAAGCUAUCCUCUAUAACAAAGGAGGAAAUAAGAAGUUAGCAAAAUCAGUUGGCUAUGCCUCAGAGUUUGAUGACAUAAACAGUAUUCCACAGUCAUAGUCCACCCUGCCCCACUACAAAUUAAAAAAGGAAUAAUGGAGUGCUGUUAUUUCUAUUUAUGUUGUUGUAGUCACUGAGCAUAGUAUUUUCUUGAUUUUUAUUUACUUCACCCUGCAUCAGUUCAUUUAAGUCUUUCCAGGCUUCCCCGAUUUCUUUAUACUUUUCAUUUCUUAGAGUAUAGUAAUAAUUCUAUUACAUUCACAUGGAUCAUAAUUUGUUUAGUCAUUACCCAAUGACAUGGUCAUUUACUCUAAAGCUAUUAAAUCACAGAUAAGCUGUUGAUACACACUGGUGGAAGGAGUUUCCAUACUAGGAGUUACCAACCCUGCAAAAUCACAAGUAUGGUUGUGAAAAAAUUUUGUUUCAUGUUAAAAGAUCCUUGAAUUUCACAGGGCACCAGGGCAAAGACCUACCUAUAUUGUGAAGGGUGCCCUUUAAAGAAUGCUAAUGGGGGCAGCUAGAUGGCUCAGUGGAUAGAGAACCAGGCCCAGAGACAGGAGAUCAUGGGUUCAGAUCUGCUCUCAGACACUUCCAAGAUAUGUGACCCUGGGCAAGUCUCUUAAGCCCUUACUGCUCUUCUGCCAUAGAAUCAAUACAUGGUAUUGAUUCUAAGAUUUAAAAGGUAAGGGUUUAACAAAAAAAGAAAGAGUACCAGUCUUACCAAAUCAUAGAUUGUAAUUCAUCAAAGAUAUUAACACUACAUUUAGGUAAAGGUUAAGGAAGUCAUAUGGCCAUAGCUACAAGACCUCAGAGGCCAGAUAGUCCAGCCUUCCACACUUUACAAAUGAGAGGACUGAGACCCAAAGAUUCUAAGUGAUUUGCCCAAAGUCAAACAAUAAAUUUCAUUUAUUUACAUUAUUUCUACUGUACUAUGCUUUAAGGAACUAGUUUUAUUUAAGUCCUCUCUAUAUUAAGCCCUCAGAGUUGUUUAAUAUACUAGAGAACCAUUUAGAUGUACCUGUCUCCCAAAACAAAAACAAAAUCAACAAACAAAAAUAGGGAGUGUGAUACAGUGGAAAAAAAAAACUUAGAGCCACUAGGACCCAAAUUCAUAAUCCCACCUCUGCCCCUUACAGCCUGUAUGACUUUGGACAAGUCAUUUAACUGGCCUUAACUUUGGUCUCCUCAUCUAUAAAAGAAGGGCAUGGGACUAGUCAAGUCAAGCCAGUGAGCAUUUAUGAAGCACCUACUCUGUGCCAGGUAUUGUGCUAAGCACUGAAGGUACAGAGAAAAGCAAACAAAAAGAAAAGAAUAGAAAAGAAAAGAAAAAAAACAGUCCCUUCCCUCAUCAAGGAAUUCACAGUCUAGAGGGAAAAAACAACAUGCUGACAGCUAUGUACAAACAAACUACAAAAA